Molecule: messenger RNA, 1230 nt
Organism: Lindgomyces ingoldianus
Lineage: Eukaryota; Fungi; Ascomycota; Dothideomycetes; Pleosporales; Lindgomycetaceae
Product: RTA1-domain-containing protein
Exons: 7
Coding region: 1-1230 (409 amino acids)
Cellular component (GO): membrane
Source: RefSeq, a predicted model, not a curated record
AUGCGAAAUUUACCUCAAACAGCCAAUCAGAUCCCACCUUGGUUCGCGAUGCUCGAAUUGGAUGAAAGGCACAACCUCGCGUUCUUCGCUUUAGAGUGCUCUUUUCUCGGUUUGGUCGUUCUGGGAGAGUUUUUGGUAUAUGUAUGGAGAUUUUGGAGCCUUUGGAUGGGCUUGAACGUGUCAGGUUUUGGAGCGCUUUGGGGAGAUGAUGAGAGGGGGAGAAGGAGAUUGGGGAGAGGAGUGCCCCAGGAAAAGAGAGACGAUCUCAUUACUAAGAUAUCUCUAUUCACUCGAUCUCCAAAAGUCGUCUCAAUUAAAACCCAAGAAACGAUGGCAUCAGAUGAAUCCAUUUGGAUGUUCUCCUGCAGCACGGCUCUUGCUAUCGUUGUCUCCAUCUUCUAUCUCAUACCCACUCUCGUCCUCACAUGGCAGACCUUCAUCAAGUACCGCUCAUGGUUCUUCCUCUGUGUUCUCAUCGGUUCGGCACUCGAAGUUGGAGGAUAUAUCGCAAGAGCUGUGUCGAGUAAGCAGGUCAGCUCGAUCCCUCCCUACGCAAUAUCAUCGACCCUUAUUAUCAUUGCCCCCGUCUUCGUAGCCGCAGGGAACUACCUCCUCAUCGGCCGCCUCAUCCGCGCUGUUCUCCAUCCCUCCCACCACCGCAUCUUCGGCAUCCCAGCCCAUCUCAUUACGAAAACCUUCGUCGGCUGCGACAUCCUAUCCUUCCUCAUCCAGGCAUCGGGCUCUGGUAUCGCGUCUUCCGGCUCUUGGGAGGGCAACACAGCCAAGAUCGGCACGAACGUCUUAAUCGGAGGUCUAAGCACCCAAGUCGCGACCUUUGUGUGGUUCCUUGCGAUCGUGAUGAGGUUCUGGUCGCAUACGCAUGCAGAAGUGAAGCCCGAUGCGCCGAGGGGAUGGUUCAGAGUCCUCCAGGCAAUCUGGAUCUCGUCGUGCUUGAUAUUGGUGCGAUCGAUUUAUCGGGUUAUCGAAUUCGCGCUGGGUAUCAACGGAUAUCCAUUUACGCAUGAGUGGAUCUUUUAUGUGUUCGAGGCUCUGCCUAUGUUGCCAGCUAUCUCGGUAUUUUGCUUUGUGCAUCCGGCAAAGUAUCUGGGGAGGACGGGAGGCUUAGAAGGGAAGGUCGAAGAGAGUAGAAUGGAGCUUGCACUGAGUAUCGUGUACUCGUGCUUGAAAGACACUAAACAGACAGCUCCCCCCUUGAAAACACGAAGUUAA